UGUUAUUUGUGUAAUUAUGUUAUUUUGCCUUGACAAUGGUGGCUAAACCAUGCUGUUCUCCUCCUUGCAGUGAGGAGACCUGGUGGCUACCAAACGAAGUCUUGGAGCAACAUCCUGAUGCUAGCCGAGGCUAUGCUUUGGCUCCCGUUUACAAUGUGAGGGAUAGUCAGAGCUGCCAAAACUGAAAGGCAACAUGUGAGCAUCUAAAGUUAAGCUGCCAUUUCUAUCAAGAAUCAGAAGAUAUAGUGGCAUGAACAAGACUAUGGAUCUCCAACUUCAAAUCUUUCAAGGUGUAAAAUCUCAGUGGUGUAAUCUACGAUGGAUGCUAUGCAUUCUGAAAUGACAGAUGAGAUGUUCAGGAUUUUCCAUAAAAUUGACAGAAACCUCUAUUCAAUGCUUGUUUUUGAGCUGGGGCAUGACCCCUUUGAAUCUGUGUGGGUAAUAGCUUUAUGGAUUUGGCUGGAGCGAAUUGGGUUCAACAACGUCGUGCAAACGAUCUUGUCCUUGCCCAAGAGUUUGAUCUCUGGACUUGCUGGAGAGGCAACAGUAUGCCUCAAAUGCAUCCGAGACAUGCUUGGUGUGCUCGCACCUGCACCAAGCGAAAUAUUACUAACUCAACGAAUUGUGGGAAAACAGUUGUCCCUCCGAUUUUUCCUUGAACAUCGGGUCACAGCAUCCCAUGGGAUCAAGGAGGUGGUAGCUGAAGUUUGCGUCAAGGCCCUGACGGAUCUCAUGGAGGCAGCCAUUCAUAGAAACACCGAACAGCGUUUCUCUGACCGGAUGGUGAUGAUACCCCCAGCAGCUCAGGUGCCCAGAACGCCGUCUACACAAAUGGGACGACCAAGAGGUGAGGCGUCGCAGGUGAGACCUCAGCCCAGAACGGGAACAAGAGGUGAGACAUCGCAGGCAAGACCUCCUUCCAACAUCCUACCGCCAGAGGAGAGGACUAUGUUCGCCACAUUUUCCAAGGGCUAUCCCGUGGGCGAAUGGGAAGUUAUGGCGUUCUUCACCAAGCUGUUAGGGAACUGCAUCGAGGCCAUCCACAUGCAGGCGGUGAAGCCCCAUGAACAGGCACUGUAUGCACGGGUCGUCUUCUUCAACCCUGAAGUCAUCAACGUCAUUCUCAACGGCCAGCAGAAGGCAAAAUUUACCAUCAACGGUAAGCACAUCUGGAUGCGGAGAUUCAUCCCAAGGGGCACCCCCGCUCCAUUGCCUCAAUACCCAUCAAUGAAUCCAGGUCCGUACCUGUGAGUAUGUGCUUACUUUUUUGUUCUAGUUUAUCGUCAUAUUAGUCAAUAAGUAGUCUAUCUACCAUUUUAGUCAUCCAUUUCCAUUCUGAACUAUGUCGAUUUGAAUGUUAUCUAUCUGAUUAGAUUAUCUUGCAUGUUAUUCAGAUGAAAUUGGUAUCUAUCUGAUUAGAUUAUCUUGCAUGUUAUUCAGAUGAAAUUGGUAAAGUUAAAGGGUA
Molecule: messenger RNA, 1465 nt
Organism: Ipomoea triloba (trilobed morning glory)
Lineage: Eukaryota; Viridiplantae; Streptophyta; Magnoliopsida; Solanales; Convolvulaceae
Exons: 3
Coding region: 319-1251 (310 amino acids)
Source: RefSeq, a predicted model, not a curated record